This is a messenger RNA of Vicia faba (fava bean), 588 nucleotides long. Lineage: Eukaryota; Viridiplantae; Streptophyta; Magnoliopsida; Fabales; Fabaceae. The record is from the annotation of a GenBank genome assembly.
AUGAGUGACAAUAGAUCUGCACCAUCUUCUCUGUCUCAAAAUGUUGCUAAGAAAAAGAGGGGUAGACCCCAGGGUUCAAAAAAUAGACCCAAACCAACUUCCAUUAUUAAGGAAGAAUCUAACAUUUUGGAACCAAUUCUUAUUGAGAUCCCUCAAGGAAGAGAUGUUGUGGAGUCUCUCAUUAACUUAGCAAGGUCUCAUCAAGCUGGAAUCAGUGUAAUGUCUGGUUCUGGUUUUGUCUAUGAUGUUACCAUUAUCAACCCAAUAACUCGUGCCCUGAAUUUUCCCAUAGGAGGACCGAUCUAUAUGAAAUCUCUCAUGGGAACUUACAUAAAUCCUAAUAUUGGUCAGGCUUCUCCCUCCAUCUUGAGCACUACAACAAUAAAUCCCUUUUUCUCCAUUACUCUCUCUAGUGGUGAUAAAGAACAUUUGUUUGGUGGAGUUGUUGGAGGGAAGCUAAUGACUGCUGGAAAUGUUUUGAUUACUGCAGCUUUUGUUAAGAAAUCUAAAGUUCAUAGGCCGCACAUAAAUAAUGGAAAAUUUCACCGUAUUAAGUUGCCUCUAAUCAAGAUUGAUAAUUUUGAAUGA